Messenger RNA from Astyanax mexicanus (Mexican tetra), 807 nucleotides. Its product is annotated as fucolectin-like. The transcript has 8 exons. The record is from RefSeq and is a predicted model, not a curated record. Lineage: Eukaryota; Metazoa; Chordata; Actinopteri; Characiformes; Acestrorhamphidae. The coding region runs from base 1 to 807 and encodes 268 amino acids.
AUGACGCUGUCCUUUGAGUGCCUCCUUCUUCUAUCAGGGCUGCUGUGUUUUUUCUCCACUGUGUCUCCAGACGUGAUCAACAAGCAAGAAGAUCUGGCCCUGCGAGGAAAUGCAACUCAGUCCUCAUCCUCAGAUUUUCCUCAGUUUCACGCCGCUCUCGCUAAUGAUGGAAUCACAAACACGAACAUCUACGCUCUGUCCUGCUCCACCACGGACCGCGAGAACCAGCCCUGGUGGAGGGUGGAUCUGCUGGACGUCUUCAACAUCGGUAAAGUGAUCGUCACCAACAGAGGAGACUGCUGUCCUGAACGCCUGAACGGGACCGAGAUCCGCAUCGGAAACUCUUUACAAAACAACGGCAACAACAACCCCAGGUGUGCAGUAAUAAACUCUACGGUUCCUGCAGUUUCGUAUAAUUUUACGUGUAAUAUGACGGGACGCUACGUGAAUCUGGUGAUUCCUGCUGAUGGUGCGGUUCUCACGCUGUGUGAGGUGGAAGUCUACAAAGCUCCUGAGCUUAUUAAGAAAGGAAACCUGAGGAUGAAGAUGUACAGCAGUGAGAACCUGGGUGACUCUACAGUAACAGAUAAAGUUCUUCAGCAGAUUAAAUCUGCUGCCCUCAGAGCAGCGCCUCCUACUGAGCUGCACUGGACCCGCAAUCCAGAAAAGCUCAGAACUAAAGGUACUGUCUCCCUCUACAGGGAUAGCAUGCUCAUGCAGGUGGCCGUAACCAGCCCUGUGGUAACUCUUGAAGAUGAUGAAGAGGCUGAAGAGGAGGAGGAGGAAGAUGAUGAUGAAAAACGAUAA